AUGACUGACGCCGUGUCUACACAUUCCAGUCCGACGUUUGUCGCCAACAAGAGACGCCGUCUUGACGCACCCACAUACACCACCCGCGAAGCUUCGAUACACCCACGUCUUCCUGACCAGACACUUGACGUUGCCGUUCGUCGCCAAAGUACCCAGCCGCCGUCUCUUCGGAACACUCCCAGUCGUCAGCAGUCCAGAGCUUCAUCGCCCUCAGAGCAGAAUGCUUCCCUAGUCUUGGUCGGCACCAAGGGAAGUGGCCUCUCCUCGUUCGGUGUCAUUGCCGUCACAGCCUUGCACUUUCGCUUGAUUGAUACCGAGGGCUGGCUUGUCGAGCAUUGCGGUCUGCGAAGAUCUGAAUAUAUCAAGACGCGAGGCCUGAGUGCUUAUCGCAAGGUUGCCUCAAAAGCUUUGGAGGAUAUAUUGAAGCAACAUGGUUCGCGCUGUGUUAUCGUCUGCGGUCCUGAAGCCCUCGAGCCACACUGUCAAACUCUUAUUCGUACCUUUGCCCUCACACACCCUGUCGUCAUGAUCAAUCGCGAUCUGACCAUGAUUCGAGACUAUCUCGGCCUUCCAGACACCCAAGAGGUAUUGCAGAUUCUUGGCCGAAGCCGUCAGCUCUGCCGCCGGAUAUCCAAUUAUGAGUUCUACAAUCUACCAGAGACCGAGGCCAAGAUUCCACUGUCCGCUGAGCUGUGUCGGAACCUGAGGCGUCCGACAGAGACUCACAAUCCGCCUCAGCUGCUACAGAAUGUCAAACAGGACUUUUUGCAUUUCUUGCACCUCCUGGCCAGGACUCCAGUGCGUGCCGACCCUCUGCUUUGUUCUUUAUCGCCAGAGGAACGUGAAUAUUCCACUUUGUCCAGCCUGCUUUCCGAAGAUGUUGCUGGCGGAAGCUUCAGUCUUGUCAAUCUAGAUUGUGGAACUGAUGCGAUUGAACUGGCCGUCCGGGGCUGUUCAUCGCAGAAACCUUCCAUCGACUGGGAUCGCAUCAGUCGCUCCNUCCAGAUGAUCCGACGUCAUUCCAAAUCCCCAAUAAUCUACCAUGUCGAAUGUGAAAACCCGACCAAGGAGGAAUACCACGAUCUGCUAUCUCAUGGCCUCCGCCUGAUCCCCGACUUCAUCACAAUCGACCUUGGCUGUACAGAUCAUCAGAUUCUUGACUUGAUAGGCUCAGUAGGUCGGACAAAGGUCAUUGGUCACCGCUCAUACUCAACAGACAGCUCUCCAUCAUGGAAAGAUCCAGCUCUGCACAAGGAAUUUGAUCGCGCUGUCACUCUAGGCUGCCAUGUCGUCCGAUUUAUUCGCCAAGCCAUGUCAGCCUCGGAGGAUAGGGAUUGUGUUCUGUUCCAGGCUGCCAUUGCUUCCAGGUCCAAGACUCCUUUGAUAGCGUACACCGCUGGUAUCCAGCCAAAAUCUUCGAUGGUGCUCAACUCGUGUCUGACUCCCGUACGACGCCCCGACACAUCAGACUCAUCUCCGGCCAUGUCCUUUCUCACGUUCCAACAACUGAUGAAGGCGAAGUUCUCAGCAUACAUCUAUCAACCAUUACAUUUCCAUAUAUUUGGCGCAAGCGUGGAUUAUAGCGUUUCACCAAUGAUGCACAAUGCUGCUUUCGAAGCUCUCGCGAUGGAACACACUUAUUCUCUCAGACAGUCAAACAACCUGCGUGACUUUGCUUGCCUUGUGGAUGACUCCUUUGGAGGUUCCAGUAUAAGUCUUCCGUUCAAGUCUGAGAUUCUACCACUCUUGAACUCGACAAGUGAAGCAGCCAAGGCAAUACAGGCCAUCAACACGAUUAUACCCNUGAGAGCCGGGCAGGGGAAGGUCGAUGUUGACUCGAGUUCACUUUGCCGAUCUCACAAGAACAGAGCUGGACCAGUCGUUGGACUACAUGGCGAAAAUACAGAUUGGACCGCGCUGUACACAUGCGUGUUGCGCUAUCUCUCUCCUGCCAACACCAUUCGACCAAGCUCGUCGGCCCUCAUCAUCGGUGCUGGAGGUAUGGGCCGCGCUUCAGUGUAUGCCUUGUUACAGAUGGGGGUGAAAAACAUCGUCAUGUGGAAUCGGACGCACAGCAAAGCAAUUCGAGUGGCAGAGCACUUCACCAAAUUGUCUACGGAGCCCCAAUCAAAACUGCCAUCAGGCCGCAUUGAAGUCGUUGAAUCGCUGGACUCUCCUUGGCCAGAAGGUCUUGCGCAGCCAACGAUCGUGGUGUGCACCAUCCCAGCCCAUCAGAUCGAUGACACGCCACCUCCAGAAUUCUUGAUUCCUCAGCAAUGGUACCAGAGCAGGACGGGUGGAGUGAUCGUCGAGGUGNAGUUAUUGAUCCGGUUCUAA
Molecule: messenger RNA, 2337 nt
Organism: Aureobasidium vineae
Lineage: Eukaryota; Fungi; Ascomycota; Dothideomycetes; Dothideales; Saccotheciaceae
Source: the annotation of a GenBank genome assembly